AUGCAAGACCUCAUCGAAAGCCGAACGAUUUAUAUCCGAGACGAGCAAGCUUGCUCAGAAGUUGUCCAUAUUCGAGAUAACUCGCAGGAAAAGAUUGCCGAAGCACAUGCUCAUUAUGCGGAAAUCGUGGAGCGUAUUGACCGUCUGGUAGAGAAGUAUGCUGCCGUCUCAAUCGAUUCCUUGUUAGCGAGGGAUGAUUCAGAACGAGAAGAAUUCCUUGCGCAGGUAUCCUCUAUCCCAAAUGAAUUUGGUGUUAAGCUCGACGAUGAUAUAAUGCAUUGGCUUUUUCGAUGGCAAUUCCUGCCAAAAGUAGAUGCAAUGCGCGAUCUCCUGGACUCAUUGAACGAGAUUGCGGAGAAGAAUUCCCAACCCGCAUUUCAGAAAAAUCGUUUAGUCUGGGCACUGCACCUCGUUCAGAGUCAUGAUAAGGAUGGACUCGGAUAUCUUUCGCGAGAGGUUAAAAGAGAGAUCCUACCGAGUCUUGCCGAAACGAUGGAAAUUGGGACAUGUAUGGAGGACAUAUAUACCCAAACAAGAUCUAACCCAGAUGACUCGUGGAUGAGGCGAAUGGUCAGGGGAGUCAUCAGGUUGUAA
This is a messenger RNA of Clonostachys solani, 594 nucleotides long. The record is from the annotation of a GenBank genome assembly. NCBI's taxonomy places the organism in Eukaryota, Fungi, Ascomycota, Sordariomycetes, Hypocreales, Bionectriaceae.